Molecule: messenger RNA, 3752 nt
Organism: Anguilla rostrata (American eel)
Lineage: Eukaryota; Metazoa; Chordata; Actinopteri; Anguilliformes; Anguillidae
Gene: vps26b
Product: VPS26, retromer complex component B
Exons: 6
Coding region: 246-1244 (332 amino acids)
Biological process (GO): intracellular protein transport; retrograde transport, endosome to Golgi
Cellular component (GO): retromer complex; endosome
Source: RefSeq, a predicted model, not a curated record
CAUGCGCAUGGCGAGCAUAAGCUACGGAAUCAAUACUGUACUUUGAACGUUAACAAGCUCAUCCUGCAGUCGGAAACAUAAACGAACGCAUUUCAUCUUUCGAGCAAGGGAGGUUUGAUCUGAAACUCCUGCCUCUCAGAAUUUACAGUGAAUUUACAAACAAAUGCGUGACUAAGCAAAGCGAGCUUGCUAGCUACAGCUAGCUGAGUAGUAAGACCUAAAUUCUGGUCAGUUCGCUAGCAGUGAUGAGCUUCUUUAGUUUUGGUCAGAGUGCGGAAAUUGAUGUGGUUCUGAAUGAUGCUGAAACGCGGAAGAAAGUGGAACACAAGACAGAGGAUGGGAAGAAGGACAAAUAUUUUCUGUUCUAUGAUGGUGAGACGGUGUCCGGAAAAGUCAAUGUAACACUGAAGAGUCCGGGGAAAAGACUUGAGCAUCAAGGCAUCAAGGUCGAAUUCAUUGGACAGAUCGAACUGUACUAUGACAGAGGGAACCACCACGAGUUUGUGUCCCUGGUGAAGGACCUGGCCCGGCCCGGUGAACUCACGCAGUCGCAGACGUUUGACUUUGAGUUCACGCACGUGGAAAAACCCUACGAGUCUUACACAGGGCAGAAUGUCAAACUGCGGUAUUUUUUACGGGCAACAAUCAGCAGGAGGAUGAAUGACAUCAGCAAAGAGACGGACAUUGUUGUGCACACGCUCAGUACAUACCCUGAGCUCAACUCCUCCAUUAAGAUGGAAGUGGGGAUCGAAGACUGUCUUCACAUUGAGUUUGAAUACAACAAAUCCAAGUAUCACCUGAAGGACGUCAUAGUUGGGAAGAUCUACUUCCUGUUGGUGCGGAUUAAGAUAAAGCACAUGGAGAUCGGCAUCAUCAAGCGGGAAACGACAGGCACGGGUCCCAACGUUUACCACGAAAACGACACCAUUGCCAAAUACGAGAUUAUGGAUGGAGCGCCAGUGAGAGGAGAAUCGAUCCCAAUCCGGCUGUUCCUGGCGGGUUACGAGAUGACCCCGACCAUGAGGGACAUCAAUAAGAAGUUCUCAGUGCGCUACUACCUCAACCUGGUGCUGAUCGACGAGGAGGAGAGACGCUACUUCAAACAGCAGGAGAUCACGCUAUGGCGGAAAGGGGAUGUUGUGAGGAAGAGCAUGUCCCACCAGGCUAGCAUAGCGUCGCAGCGCUUCGAGGGCCAGCCCAGCGCUGAGAAGCCACCGGCCCAGGCCAAAGGGGACAGCAAUUAACACCCUGUCCCCCCACCUUCCCCAACACCACCGCCCCCCCCCCUCCUCCCUCCCCUCCAAGAAACAAGAGACUUUAUCUGUGUGCUUGUGUGUGUGAGCGUGCAUGAGCGUGCACAGAUGUGCUCUGGAAGGUCAAUGUGAGGGCUCUGUGGCCCCCAGUGUUUUUCCUCUUUUUUAAACAUAUCUACUACAUAAAGGGAUAGGCCUGUACAGGAGAGAAGACCACAGGAUACUCUGUGAAAGGAGAAACCAAGCAGCAUUUCCCGUCUCACUGCCUUUUGUGAUUAAAUCUGUAUAGAAGUGAUUGAGCUGCGACAUUUCACCCCCCCCCCCCCCCCCGUGAACCAGCACUGUGUACCUUCGUGUCCAGCAGUGACUACGCCGCCUCUCUCCCUCGUGAAGCAGUGUUUUUAGGGUGCCAUCGCUUCAUUUCACACAAACGCAACCCUGAUCAGAAGGGAAAAUGUAAAGACUCUUCAGAUUCAGGCUAUUCAGGCUUUUAGGCCUCGAUAUGCAAAUGAGGGUAGGAUUCAAAUUUUUUUGGAGUUUAAAGGGCAGUUUACAGUUCCGUGAUGUAUGAUUGAUGUCACCAUCGGCUAUCACAUUGAUUUCAUGGUCGGUUGCAAUGACUUUUGGUUUAUACAAGAGUGAAGGACGAUUUGCCGUUGUCGCUAUGACAGUUACGUCAAUCGCCAAGCCUUGAAGUGUACUGAACUUUGACACUGCUGCUGGCUCAGAUAUACAUUAUACAACGUUCUAGUCUUGUUCAAAACAAUUAUCUUUAGCACGAAGUGCAGACAGAGAUGGUCUUAGCAGACUAGUCACGUGUAAACAUUAGCCAUAACACACAUAGAAAUGAUCAGUAGCUACAAUUAGCAAGUCUUCCAUUCAUUGUGAAUGGCUGCGCUAUGGAUUAUGGGCAAAGUACAACAGAUGCUGUAAAAUGCAGACGUAGCACCACAGGUAGAGUUACGCAGUCAUCCAUUGCAUCUGCUGACGUACUGUAUCUUUUAUCAAUAGGGCCACCAUGUGACCCAAUGGUUAUCCUCCAGGGGUCCCCAUAGGCACUCCCACGGCACAGUCAAGUGACUAAUUGUGCAGUUGACUUUAUAAUAAAAACAAUGAGCUGAUAUAAUAUGGGGAGAGUCAGGAAGUAAAGUGAACAUGGAUGGUAGUUUAAAUACUAUGAAAAGCAUGCCUUUCAGCUAGUGGUCCUCACUACUGGUGAUAGAGCCGCACGGUCUGGCUUUUGCAGUUACUCAGCACUUGAGUAGCACUGCAGUUGAUCAAAUAAAGCAGUUAAUUACACAAGUAACUCAGGUCACAUGGUUUCUUGGGUCUGAAUCUGUUCCUGCAGGCUCUGCAGGACCAGGAUUGAGUAUCACUGCAGUAAAAAUAAAAACGCAUCCAUACAAAACAGGGGUGUCCAAUUUUAUCUGAAAUGGGCUGGUGUGGCUGCAGGUUUUUGUUUUAGCCCAGCACUAAGACACUCUACUUAAAGUCGAUUUAAGACCAUGAUUAGCGCAUUCGAAAUUAUUUAUAAAUUAACUUUUUUGUGUAAGUAAAAUUUUAUAUUAUUUCAAUCUGGGCAUUUCUCACUGCUUCUAACAAAACCAUGCCCCUGUACAACAUUUAAAAACAAUGCAGCAUGUCCACAAUUACAGCAGUAAGUUAGCAAACUUAUUUAACAUGUAAGUGUCACUUGCAAACAUCGCUGUCAGUCAUCAUCUGUUCCUAAUUUGUGCCAGUUACUUAGAACUUCUUACCUGGAAGGUUAUUGAGGUGGUGCAAAUGGGAUGAUUGUUUGAGAAUGGGCUUGAUCAAGAAGCUAUGGCGACCCCUAGCUGGCGGAGGACUGAAGUACAAUGUGAGAAAACAAGGGAUGACAAAUUUGUGGCCCUACUUAUCAAACGAUCUCUGGUGCAAAUAACUCCACUACAGCAAUGCAUUCUAUUGUCGUUUAUGAUCGACAGCGUUCAGUGUCAACAAGGACAGAUGAUUGGAUGUUGGUGAACAUGUAGUGAUGUCCAUUGGCCAGUCAUACAUCGCCAAACUAUAAACUGCCCAUAAAAGGCUGUAGUCCCUGGUGUGAAGAAAAUAUUCCAUUAUUGGAUGACACAUUCAUUACAUUCCUUUUAGCCUCUUUCAAAAUGGUUGUUACAAGAAAUGUAACAAUUUUCCUCAUAAGCUAUGUAUUUUUUGCACUAAUAAAUAUAACUGUUUGUUGUCCACUUUAUAAAUAUAUAGGAUCUUUGUUUAACCUAACCACAUAGUGUAUUGUCCUUAAUAUCUUGUUAAGCAAGUGUAACCGUUUUGAACAUUUGUGUUUAAAUCUUACACAGUAACACUUGGUUCAUUUGUUCCUCAAACAUUUUUGUGUUGUGGUUAAAUCAAGUGGAGACUAUUCGUUUCUGAGGAAAUUUUUAUAAUGUUGAGUUUCAUGUUUUAUGAAGCAUCACAUGGUCUUAAUUUUCAUGGUUCAAAACAAAUUAAAGACUAAUAAUUCUG